CGAUGAUGACGCAACACGCGCGCCCUGCCUAGACUGACGCUCCGCUGAUUUUCUGAGCUUCAGUGAGCUGCGCUGCAAGAGGAAAACAAAAACAACAAUUUCGUGCGUGUGGCAUGGAGACAGAGGGAGCGCCGACUUGGCGAUGGUGUCCACCUGCGGCGACUUCUCCUGGAAUGCUUCGUGAACAGCCGCCGCGAACCCCGAGUGGCUUGAAGGGAUUCGUCUGCAAGCACGUCAAGCUGCCAUAGACGAGACGGAGCGACUUGGGCACAAAACUCAGGCCGCCGUGUGCGUGUGGCUGACAGCUAAGGACAGCAUUGCAGUGAACGCGAAACUGCUGCGGCCCGGAUAAUUACAAAGCAAAAUCUGUGCCUCCUUCAAACAUUUCAUUGCAGUUCAAAGCAUUUUGGGGAAAAAUGAACGUGUUAAAGUUCAACCACAACAAAUGAAGCGCUGCGGUGACAUUUCCUAUAAUGUGAUGUAUGGGAAGAAAAAUGAAAACAAAAAGUUGGUUUUGACAAAAUGGGACAUGAGACGGUCACAGUGAAGAGUCACUUUCUAAAAUGAAGAGCCUGAUUGCAGUUCUUGUGCAUUCAUUGACUUUCAUAACCGUGGCACUUGGUUCACUUCCAGCUCCGGUUAAUGUGUAUUUUGACUCUCGCAACUUUGAACAUGUCCUGAGAUGGCAUCCUGGCAUAGGCACUCCAGCAGCAACCCAGUACAGAGUUCAGUUUCGAAGGGACUUUAACAACUGGUCUUUUGUGGGAGACUGUCUGAACGUCACCUAUGUGCCAGAAUGUAAUCUGACUGGAAGACUUGAGGACAUGUCAUAUUAUAAAGGUCGUGUUCAGGCAUUUAACAAAACGCACAAAUCCAACUGGAAGAAUUCAGACGCCUUUCAGCCCAUAUCAGAGACAAUCUUGGGGCCACCUUCUGUAAUUCUGUCAGGAUGUGGAAGUUGUCUUCUCCUAAAUAUGUCCUCUCCGAGAGGGAGUGGAGUGAAAUCUCUUCAAGACACUUACUACAGCAUCGACUACACGGUAUAUUGGAGGAAAAGUGGAGAAGAAAAGACAUUUUAUGAAACUUACCCUUCAUGGAAGUAUUUUGAAACUGCCGAAUUUGACAACUUGGAACCAGGACAAGAAUACUGUGUUUUGGUGCAAAUCUCAACUAAUACCAACAGGAAUGCUGCCAAUUCAUCCUGGAGCUGCGCGUUCACAAGUGAGAAGGAAGCUGACAAAGUUCCUUAUAUUCUGACUUCACUGGCUGUCCUGCUUAUUUUGGCCGUAUUGCUCAUAGCAGCCCUUGUCUAUUGUGGCUACCUGUGUCAAGACGGAGCAGCUCUCCCUCAAGUGCUGGUGUCAUUGCAGGUUUCACAAAAUGAGAACGACCAGCAAAGAUGCCUGAUAGGAGAGGACACCUGUAUUUCCAAGAUCUCCUAUUUUUGCAAGCCGAGAGCCAGCUGGGCCACGGAGAGCAGUGAUGGGGAGGAGGCCAUCAGUGACCAGGAGGACUGCUAUGAAAACCGUGCUUUUAGGGCCUCGGAAAUGGAGCCCGUGGACACAGAAGAUGGAGACGACAGUACUGGCACCUUCUCUGUGGUGGUUGAGAACCUCUGUGAGCUACAUAGGCCUGAAGAACAGCCAAGCCCAAAUGUUGACUACAAGUCAGAAGGCCAUUUAGCACAACAGGAACUGCAACCGGAGCAGCCCAGCUGUGAGGAUAUAACGGCAUUCAAGGACGUUCCUUUGUUUUCAGUAAUCCUGGAAGAUGUUGAUAAGGACGUAAUAGAUUCUGGUCAAAAAGCAUGUAAUGGGAACAGUGAAAGGAGCGAUCACAAUGUUCUCCCGUCAGAGCAAGCGUCACUUCUCGGAGAGACUGUGACUGGUACAGACUACAGAACAGAGGGGUCUGUCACUGGUGCUGGAGGUGCUGGUGACCUGUGGUACUCUUCAGAAGAUGAGCCAGAUGACGGUCAGCCCAGUGGUUAUAUGGCUCGUUUGGUUGCUCCGUCCUGAUCAACACUACAUGUUUCUGUAUCGCUUAAAAAAUCGCUUGAAAACAAACAAAUCACCAGGACCAGAUAAUAUUUACCCUUGAGUUUUUAAGGAGGCCAGCGAGUGCAGAUAUAAACCCUUGACACAUAUUUUUAGGGAGUCACUGCACACUGGAGAGAUUCUGAAGGACUGGAAAAUGGCAAAUAUCAUCCCAUCAUAUAAAAAGGGGGAUAAGGCAUAUCCAAGCAGCUAUAUGACAGUAAGCUUAACGUGCGUCACAGGAAAAUUAAUGGAAGGAAUUACUAAUGAUAAGAUUGAGCAACACCUGGCAAGGACAGGACAGUCAGCGUGAGGUCAGAUGAGGGAGGUCGUGUUUUACUAACAGGCUGGAAUUCAAUGAGGAGGAAACAAAAAGGAUACGACCAGAGAGGAGCAGAUGAGAUUAUUGAUGUGGACUUUCAGAAAACAUUUGAUAAGGUGCCACCUGAGAGGUUGGGCAUCAAAUUAAAAGAAGUGGCAGUUCAGGGUGAUGUUUUUAGAUGGGUGCAGAAUUGGCUCAGAUGCAGGAAGCAGAGGGUGAUGGUGCGAGGAACCUCAUUAGAACUGGGUGAUGUUAAGAGUGGUGACCAGCAGGGGUCAGUGCUGGGGCCACUGCUAUUUUUAAUAUAUAGAAAUGAUUUAGAUAGGAAUAUAAGGAACAAGCUGGUGAAGUUUGCAGAUGAUACCAAGAUAGGUGGAUAAGCAGAUAAUUUGGAAUCCGUUAUAUCAUCACAGAAGGACUUGGAUAGCAGAUAGGCUUGGGCAGAUAAAUUUAAUGUCAGUAAAUGUAAAGAAUUACACAUAAGAAGUAAAAAUGUGAGGUUUGAAUACACAAUGGGCGGUCAGAAAAUGGAGAGUCCACCUUAUGAGAAGGAUUUAGGAGUCAUAGUGGACUCUAAGCUAUCGACUUCCCAACAGUGUUGAGAAGCCAUUAAGAAGGCUAACAGAAUGUCAGGUUAUAUAGUGCCUUGAUGUGUGGAGUCACAGGAGGUUCUGCUCAACCUUUAUAACACACUGGUGAGGCCUCAUCUGGAGUCCUGGGUGCAGUUUGGGUCUCCAGGCUACAAAAUGGACAUAGCAGCACAAGAAAAGGUCCAGAGAAGAACAACGAGGCUGAUUCAGGGCUACAGGGGUUGAGUUAGGAGGAAAGAUUAAAAGAGCUGAGCCUUUACAGUUUAAGCAAAAGAAGAUUAAGAGGUGACCUGACUGAAGUCUUUAACAUGAUGAAGUGAAUUAGUGCAGUGGAUCAAGACUGUUAUUAUAAAAUGAGGUCAUCAAGAACAUGGGGACACAGCUGGAAACUUGUGAAGGGUAAAUUUCACACAAACAUUAGGAAGUUUUUCUUUACUCAAAGAACGAUAGACACUUGGAAUAAGCUACCAAGUAGUGUGGUAGACAGUAAGACGUUAGGGUCUUUCAAAACUCGACUUGGUGUUUUUUUGGAAGAAAUAAGUAGAUAGGACUGGCGAGCUUUGUUGGGCUGAAUGGCCUGUUCUCGUCUCGACUGUUCUAAUGUCCUUCUCUAUCACAUCCCUUUUUCUCUCUACCCUAUCACCUCUAUCUGCAAUACACUCCUUAGUUCAAUAUUUUUCAUGGUUUCUGCAGAUGUUCAGCUCAGCCUUUUCUUCAUCAUCUACCAUAUCCCUCUAAGCUUUUAGCUCCUCCAAUUUACUUUUUUUCUACUAAAUAUAUUUUGUUCAACUUAUGCAUCCAUUACAGCAUUUCCAUCUCUUGAAUUUCUAUUCUUUCAGUCUCCGGUUUUGUUUUUUGCUUUACAAUAUUGCACUAUACACCAUGCAAUAUUCCUAUAUGCGAAACACACAACUGAGCAUGGGGCCUGUCAUUGGAGGAUUGAUGUUGGGGAGUUGUAUGGUAGUUUGGGAGGUCAUGGGGGACAAUUGAGAGUUUGCAGACCUCCUUGAUACAUUGCACGUUAAGGAGUGCCUUUUUGAAAACCUCAAACUCAAGUUCCGAGAUGAACGGCAGACACAAUAUUCGUUUCUUUGUUGAUUAUCUUGGACCAGAAGUAAUUCACCCGCUGUCUUAACGUUCACCUCUGGUCUUUAACUGUCAUCCCUACAAUUCAUUAUCUCUUAUUACCUUCGACAUGUAGGCUACAAGUGACUCGGUGGGAGUGUCAGAGCAAGCGUAUGGAAACUAAGCUCCGUGGCCUUGUGGGUGACGUCCCAUCACACGUUUAUGGACAGCAGAUAGCUAAAGCAAUUGCUGAUUAGGCCUGCGGGUAAAGUGGAGACUGAGUCUGUGGCAUUGGUGCUGCCAGGCCUGGUUAAUCGGGAGGGAGACUGUGGAGUACAGCAGGUACUGUAUGAGAUCUGCCGCUGAAAUGAGCUGAACAUGGAGGUGUUAGAGUUUGAUACGGCACUUCUACUCCUUUAUCUGUGUCUACGUGUAACUCACUCAGUCGUGAAUUUGUGUGAAGAAGUUGCUUACCUCCAACAGUAACAGGGAUCACUAAGGAUGUACUGAGCUGUUUGGAAAUUGUAGAGAGAGAAGAGCUGCUUAGAUUAGAAAGGCCAGGACCAGGUAACCUUCAUCAGGGAGGAGGGUUAGUGAGAACAAACAGAAAUCAUUGAGAUGUACUUCUCAAAAAUGACCGCAUAAGGGGGAUACUAGGAAAUAGGAUUCUCUUAUAUAAAUGAAAUUUUAAUGAAUAUGAAUUAAAAAAGAUCGAGCAUCAUGUGUCAAGGGAAAGUGUCUUCAUGAGCAGUCAACAUGACUGGAACUCAAUGAGUAGGCAACAAAAACCAACAAUCAGAAAAGUGCGUAUGGGAUUGUUGAUCUGGAUUUUCAGAAAGCUUUUGAUGAGAGAGGUUCAUGUUCACAAAAUAAAAAGGGAAACUUCUCAGGAUUAGGUGGUGUUAGACGUGGUGUCCACUGGGGGCAGUGCUGGAGAAGGCUGCUACUUCUAAUAUACAUUUUUGGUUUGGAUAGGAAUAUAAAUAACGAACUGACCAAGUCUGACGAUCACCCUCAACUAGAUGUGAUGGCAGAUCGUGAAGAAUCAGAUGAGCCAUUACAGUGGGACUUGGACAGCUUAUAAGUAAAAGUCAAGUGUUAUGCAUAGGAAGUAGAAAUGAUAGAUUUGAAUACACAAUGGACGGGGUCUGAAACUUGAAAGCAGCCUUUAUGAGAAGAGCCUGGUAGUCAUAAUGGACUGGUCACCAAUCUACAUCCAGAUUGGUGACCAGUCCAUUAACAAGUGCUAACAAGUCAAGGAAGGUAAGCAUUUAUAGUCAGCCUUGCCUUCGAUUUUGUACUCUUUAAUGUUUAUGCUGUUUAAUGUUGGAUUUUACUGGAAAAAUGCGGAGCUACGCUUUAAAGGAGGACACGCGUGCAUUCCAAGGACAAGUGGGACAUCAGGAGGAGAAGCAGUGAGCGACCAACCAGUGCUAGAAAUGCAGAGGUGAGGCUCCUGCUGGGAGUCUGAUGUUCUUCCUGGAAUCAUAAGAGAGACGCAAGACCUCUGAAGGCAGGUGUGUGUCGGUGCUGGUCUGGAGUGCACGGCCAUUACGUGGCAGGAGAAAGUGUAAGGCUGAUGGCGUGUUACCAAACAGCCUUUUAUAUUUGUGGCUGCUUGCUGGUGACGUCCUUCAGGUCAGUGAAACUUUGGAUUUGGGCUGUAAGGUCAGAGUUUACAUUUGUUUUUCGUUGUAUUGGUGAUUUCUCUGUGUAGCAUCCACACGCUUUUGUAACAUAUCUGUGAAUUGUGUACUGUAUGUCGUUAAUCAUGUUGUUAAUAUACUCAUUUUUUAUAUUACUGA
Molecule: messenger RNA, 5818 nt
Organism: Erpetoichthys calabaricus (reedfish)
Lineage: Eukaryota; Metazoa; Chordata; Cladistia; Polypteriformes; Polypteridae
Product: interferon alpha/beta receptor 2-like
Exons: 9
Coding region: 564-2018 (484 amino acids)
Molecular function (GO): protein binding
Source: RefSeq, a predicted model, not a curated record